CCCAGGUUCAAGUGAUUCUCUUGCCUCAGCCUCCUGAGUAACUGGGAUUGCAGGUGCCUGCCAUCACAGCUGGCUAAUUUUUGUACUUUUAGUAGAGGCAGAGUUUCACCAUGUUGGCCAGGUUGGUCUUGAACUCCUGACCUCGGGUGAUUUGCCUGACUUGGCCUCCCAAAGUGAUAGGGUUAUUGGUGUGAGCCACCAUGCCCGGCCUACAUUAGUUUUUCUAACUGCCACCCCCUCCAUUUAUUGAUAUUUCAUUCAAAAUUUAACAAGCCUUUAUUAUGCACUUGCCAUGCAAGGCAUUUGUAAGACUUUAUGUAGAAGAAAACAUAAGUGUAAAUUUUCAAUACCUUGGAUUAGGAAAUGGUUCUUAGCUAUGACACCAAAGAAUGAGCAACCAAAGAAGAAACAGGUAAGCUUACUUUAUCAAAAUAUAAACCUUUUAAAAAUUAUUAUUAUUAUUACUUUCUUUUUAGAGACAGGGUCUUAUGUUGUACAGGCUGGUCCUGGGCUCAAGGGAUUCUCCUGCCUUGGCCUCCCAAAAUGCUAGGAUUAUGGGCCUGAGCCAACAUGCUAAGUAAAAAUAAUUUAAAAUAAUUUUUAAAUCAGCUACAUUUAAGAUUCAUCAGAUGUAAACCUUUUGUGCAUCAAAGGACAUCAUCACAAAAGUGAAAAGACAACCCAAAUAAUGGAACAAAAUACUUGCAAAUCAUAUAUCUGAUAGGAGUUUAUUAUCUCAAAUAUAUAAAGAACACUUGCCAGGCACAGUGGCUCAUGCUUGUAAUCCUAGCACUUUGGAAAGCUGAAGUGGGAGGAUUGCUUGAGCACAGGAGUUUGAGGCCAGCCUGGGCUAUAUAGGGAGAUCUCAUCUUGCAUGGGGCCUCUGGCCCCUUUCUUUUGGCCAAUUCUCUUUCAGAAAGAGAGUAUUUACCCAAUGCCUGUUCCAUGUUGUUUAUUGUUCCACAUUGUAACUUGUUUUUGAUCUUACAGGUUUAUAGGUGGAAGGAACUUGCCUUGAGUCUUAGAUGAGUCUUUGGACUUUGGACUUGGGGCUUUUGAGUUAAUGCUGCAUUGAGUUAAGACUUUGGGGGAAUAUUGGGAAGGUAUGAUUAUAUUUUACAAUGUGAGAAGGACAUGACAUUUGGGGGGCUAGGGCAGAAUGACAUCAUUUUGAUUUUUGUCCUCUCCAAAUCUCAUGUUGAUAUGUGAUCCCCAAUGUUGGAAGUGGGUCUGUGGGGAUUCACUCAGGCUGGUGAGAAAAAUUUUAGUUAUAGUAGCCACAAACCCUCUUGGAAGGCCUGGGGGGUUUGCAUAAGCUCCAGCAAUAAAUCUGGCUGAAGGCAGCCAGAGUCUCUUUGCAGAAGCCAGAGAGAUUAGGACCCAAAUACAAAGGAAUGUAGAAGUGUUUAUCUAGCUAGCUUGUUUAUUUAUGUGAUUCUAAAAGUGACCUUUGAUUUGCCAUGGGUGCUUAAUUGCUUUCUACUCUGGGAAGUCCUCAAUGUCAAUUACCCUUUAGUGGUCUUGACUCAAGUCUUUGUCAAUUAAACUUUACUGAAUAAAUGCAAGUCUCACUGGCUAGUCAGGCCAGCAGCUGCUAUCUGUUUACAGCACUCUCCUUGAGUGCCUGCAAAUGGCCCCACCCAGCCCACUUUUACAAUGUAAAUCUGUGUCUGAGUGAAUUGAUUCAACCAUCGCUGAGUCAGAGUCUGUAGGAUAGACCCCUGCACGUCGUGACCCUGAUAUGGGUCCUUGUGGGAGGUAUUUGGAUUAUGGGGGCAGACCCCUCAUGAAUGGCUUGGUGCCCUCCCUGUGGUAAUAAGUAAAUUCUUGCUCUAAUAGUAAAUGCAAGAGCUGGUUGUUUAAAACAGCCUGGAAGCACUCUUGUUCCUUCUCUUUCCAUGUGACAUGCCUGCUCUCCUUGUGCCUUCUGCCAUGAGUAAAAUCUUCCUGAUGCCUCACCAGAAGCGGAGAAGAUGCUGGUGCUAUGCUUGUAUAGCCUGCAGAAUGGAGCAGAGUCCUGCUAUGUUGUCCAGGCCGGCCUUGAACUUCUGGCCUCAAGCAAUACUCCCACUAUGGCCUCUCAAAGUGCUGAGAUUGCAUGCGUGAGCCACCAUGCUCAGCCUAGAUCUUCUUUAAAGUUACUUUCCUCAGCAUUUUGUAGUUUUCAGCAUGUAUCCUAGAAAUGCUGGGGAAGAAAUUGGACUUGGUGUGUAGAUGGAGAAAUGAACUUCAUCUAAGUGAAGAAAUACAUCUCUUACGCAAGAUACUCAGCACCAGCCACAUCAGAGAUCGUUGUCAUGGGGUUUUUGGGUCAGCCCGUGACUUUGCCCUGUCUGUACCCAUCCUGGUCUCAGGACAGCAACAGCAUGUGUUGGGGGAAAGGCCAGUGCCCCAACUCCGGUUGCAACGAGGAGCUCAUCCACACCGAUGGAACGCGGGUGACCUCAAGAAAGUCAGCAAAAUAUAGACUUUGGGGGACUCUCCAGAGGGGCAAUGUCUCCUUGACCAUCUUAAAUCCCAGUGAAGGUGACAGCGGUGUGUACUGCUGCCGCAUAGAGGUGCCUGGCUGGUUCAACGAUGUAAAGUUACACAGGCGCCUGCAGCUACAGAGAGCCCCGACAACCACGAGAAGAACAACAACCACACAGAGAACAACCACCACGAGCCCCACCACCCCACAAAUGACAACCACCACAGCUGCACUGCCAACAACAGUCAUGACCACACCCGAUCUCACAACCAGAACACCACUUCCAACGUCAACUAUCACCGUCCUCACAACAGCAGAUUCGUGCCCUUCACCAACCCCAAGCACCCUUCCAGAGGCAGCCACAGGUCUUCUGACUCCUGAGCCUUCUAAGGAAGGGCCCAUCCUCACUGCAGAAUCAGAAACUAUCCUCCCCAGUGACCCCUGGAGUAAUGCUGAGUCUACUUCUGCAGACACUGUCCUGCUGACAUCCAAAGAGUCCAAAGUUUGGGAUCUCCCAUCAACAUCCCACGUGUCAAUGUGGAAAACAAGUGACUCAGUGACUUCUCCUCAGCCUGGAGCAUCUGAGAGAGCAGUUCCUGAGCAAAACAAAACAACAAAAACAGGACAGAUGGAUGGAAUGCCCACACUCACGAAGAAUGAAAUACUCACCUCCCAACUACUGAUGAUCAUCGUCCCCUCCUUGGGAUUUGUGCUGUUGGCAUUGCUCGUGGCAUUUAUUUUGAGAGAGAAAUUCAUGGAAAUCAAUUGUUUGCAGAGGCACACAAGGCUAGGCAGCACUGGAGAUACUAAAAAUGUCCUCAAUGACACGCGGCAUGGAAGUGAAGACGAAGAUGGCCUUUUUACCCUCUAACAUGCUACUUUCCAUUAGGCUUGAGAAUGGGGGCAUGACAAUUGAAGUGUCAAAAUAAAUCUUAGUAGGUUUAUUUUUUUGUUGUUUCAUAAAAAAGACUUACUUA
Callithrix jacchus (white-tufted-ear marmoset) is the source of this 3447-nucleotide messenger RNA. The record is from RefSeq and is a predicted model, not a curated record. NCBI's taxonomy places the organism in Eukaryota, Metazoa, Chordata, Mammalia, Primates, Cebidae.